This is a messenger RNA of Zygotorulaspora mrakii, 2418 nucleotides long. RefSeq names its product trifunctional histidinol dehydrogenase/phosphoribosyl-AMP cyclohydrolase/phosphoribosyl-ATP diphosphatase (gene HIS4). Gene Ontology annotation, biological process: L-histidine biosynthetic process. NCBI's taxonomy places the organism in Eukaryota, Fungi, Ascomycota, Saccharomycetes, Saccharomycetales, Saccharomycetaceae. Gene Ontology annotation, molecular function: phosphoribosyl-AMP cyclohydrolase activity; phosphoribosyl-ATP diphosphatase activity; metal ion binding. The coding region runs from base 1 to 2418 and encodes 805 amino acids. Gene Ontology annotation, cellular component: cytoplasm. The transcript has a single exon. The record is from RefSeq and is a predicted model, not a curated record.
AUGGUAUUCCCUAUUCUCCCCAUCUAUGGCAAUGACGCUGCCACCCUCAUCAAAGAUAAACCAUUUUUAACUAUUGCAGGGCAAGCACUAUUGGAUUCUUCUGAAUUAUCUCAGGUUGAAAUCAAGACUUUUGCAGAAGAAUUUGGCUCGAGUAUCAAGAUAAUAUCAGUUUUAGUCAAGGAAACCUCUAGAUUCACGGACGAUGAAAUAGUUGAUUUGUUAAACAACGGUAUUUUUACAUUGUUUCUGAGUGAUAAGUCGUAUGCCGAUCAUCUUUCUCAAGAAGUCGGUGUGCCAAAAGAAAGACUUACAAUUUUGAAGGGAUCUUGUUAUAAGAAUCACUUUAUUGUUGUUGAUGAUUUCAAGAUUGAUUCUCUGAUUCCUGCCAACCAAUUAACGGUGGAGAUAUUUGUCAAAAGUUUGAUUUCGGCGAUCAAAACCGAUCGUGAAGAUAAACUUUUGACGACACUUGUGGUAGAUACUCACGACCGUUGCUUAGGUUUGGUAUACUCAUCCGUGGAAUCUAUCAAAAUCGCCAUUGAAAAGAAAGCGGGCGUUUAUUUUUCCCGUUCACGCAAUGAAAUAUGGAUCAAAGGGCUAACAUCGGGCAAUACACAACAAUUGAAAUGCAUUCAAUUGGAUUGCGAUGGAGACGCAUUGAAAUUUGUUGUUGAACAAGGUGGCGAAAAUUCGAGUUUUUGCCACUUAGAAACUGAGUCUUGUUUUGGUCAAUUCGAUCAUGGUUUGAUUGGCCUUGAAAGAUUACUGCAACAAAGAUUGAAAAAUGCACCAGAAGGUUCCUAUACACAUAGAUUAUUCAAUGAUCCUGAACUCUUGACGGCAAAGAUCAAAGAAGAAGCGGAAGAAUUAACUGAAGCUAAGACGAAGUCAGAGAUUGCGUGGGAAGCAGCAGAUUUAUUCUACUUCGCACUAGCAAAACUUGUCUCAGAAGGUGUCAGUUUGUCGGAUGUUGAAACGAACUUGCAAACAAAACAUCUUAAAAUUACGAGAAGAAGAGGUGACGCCAAGGCAAAAUUCCUCAACACUAAUGACAAACCUACUGAACCUCAAGCUGAUAGUGGAUUGAUCCAUUUGAAAAUUCUGAAAUCCAAAGAAAAUGUUGCUUUGAAGGAAGCACUAACCAGACCUAUUCAAAAUACCAAUCAAAUCAUGAAGUUGGUCAACCCUAUAGUUGAAAGCGUCAGAAAUAACGGUGAUAAAUCAUUGAUGGAAUUCACACAAAAGUUUGAUGGUGUCAAGUUAAAGACUCCAGUGUUGGAGGCUCCAUUCCCAAAGGAGUAUUUUGACGGACUAACUGACGAAAUGAAAGAAUCAUUGGAUCUUUCGAUCGAAAAUGUUCGUAAAUUCCACGCUGCACAGCUGCAAGAAACUGUAUUGAAAGUGGAGACGAAGCCCGGUGUUCUAUGUUCAAGAUUUCCUCGUCCUAUAGAAAAGGUUGGUCUCUACAUUCCAGGAGGAACAGCGGUUCUGCCUAGUACAGCCCUUAUGUUAGGUGUUCCAGCUCAAGUAGCUGGUUGCAAGGAAAUCAUCUUUGCUUCUCCACCUCGUAAGUCAGAUGGUAAAGUUUCACCUGAGGUCGUUUAUGUCGCUUCAAAAGUCGGUGCUUCAAUGAUUGUCUUGGCAGGUGGUGCUCAAGCUGUAGCUGCCAUGGCAUACGGGACUGAGUCUGUUCCAAAGGUCGACAAAAUUGCGGGCCCUGGAAACCAGUUUGUUACCGCCGCAAAAAUGUAUGUUCAAAAUGACACACAAGCACUAUGUUCCAUCGAUAUGCCUGCCGGCCCAAGUGAAGUUUUAGUUAUCUGUGAUGAAGAUGCCGACGCUGACUUUGUAGCCAGCGACCUCUUGUCGCAAGCAGAACAUGGUAUUGAUUCUCAAGUUAUCCUUCUUGGUGUCGAUUUAAGCAGCAAGAAAGUUGAAGAGAUCCAAGCUGCUGUUCAUAGUCAAGCUACGAACUUAUCGCGUGUUGACAUCAUUCGUAAAUGUAUUUCUCACAGUUCUAUUGUUUUAUGUGAGAGUUAUGAAGAAGCGUUCCAAAUCUCCAACCAGUACGCACCUGAGCACUUAAUUUUGCAAAUCUCCAAUGCAGAAGACUAUGUCAAAGAUGUAGAUAAUGCUGGUAGCAUUUUUGUAGGUGCUUACACGCCUGAAUCGUGUGGCGAUUACUCCAGUGGAACGAACCAUACUUUACCAACCUACGGUUAUGCAAGACAAUACAGUGGUCUGAAUACCUCGGCUUUCCAAAAAUUCAUUACAUCGCAAAGUAUUACUCCAGAAGGUUUGGAUAAAAUAGGCAAAGCAGUCAUGUGUAUCGCUAAGGUCGAAGGCUUAGAUGGUCACCGAAACGCCGUUAAAAUUAGAAUGUCCAAAUUAGGCUUAUUGCCCGAGAACUUCAAAUGA